Messenger RNA from Plasmodium relictum, 1707 nucleotides. It is a transcript of the gene PPM8, whose product is annotated as protein phosphatase PPM8, putative. The record is from RefSeq and is a predicted model, not a curated record. The coding region runs from base 1 to 1707 and encodes 568 amino acids. The transcript has a single exon. NCBI's taxonomy places the organism in Eukaryota, Apicomplexa, Aconoidasida, Haemosporida, Plasmodiidae. Gene Ontology annotation, biological process: protein dephosphorylation. Gene Ontology annotation, molecular function: protein serine/threonine phosphatase activity.
AUGUACUUCAAGAAUUAUUUUUCAGUACCAUGCUUGUUAAAAAGAAGCUAUAUUUUUAAGCAAAAAAGAAAUUUUUUUUUUUGCAUUCCAAAAUAUAACCAAAAUAUAGAAGAAAAAAAUGUAUAUACAUUAAGUUUAUAUAAGAAAGUGAAAAUAAAAACGAAAUUUCUAAAUAAUAUUUCAUUUAUAUUGGGAAGAGAAUUGAGAAAAAGAAAAUUUCUGAUAAUUUUAGCCUUUUCUUUAUUGGCAAUAUCAGUUGAUGUUAAAUAUGCAACAUGUGAUGAAUCAGCAUUUACAAAAAAAAAUGUAAAUGAUUUUACCAGUAGUAAUGAUGAGGAUAUAAAUAAGUUGGAAUUAAAAUUUGAAGAACUUGAUCAAGUGGAUGCCUUUUAUUUUUUAAAACAUAAAGAAAAAAUGUAUAUGAUUCAAUAUGCAGCUAAUACUCCAAUAGAAGAUAGAUGCUUUAUAUAUAAUAUAAAUAUUAAUUCAAAAGAUUUAGAAAAAAGAAAAACUGCUCUCAAAAAAGGAAAUGAACUUGAUGAAAAAUUUGUUGAUUCAUUUGAAACUAGUUUAAUAAUUGAAAAAAAUGAAACGGAUUUGGAACAAAAAAUUGAAACUUGCGAUAACGAAAUGCUAAACAAAAAUGUAGAAAAUGAAAAGAAAGAUGAAGGAACUCCCUACAAUAAAAAUAAAAAUGAUUUAAUAAAUGAUAUAUUUGAAAAUAAUUCAAAAUCUAUUAAAAUGAGCAAUUAUUUAAAUAAUGAUUUUUUAUUUGCUGGUGUUAUUGAUGGCCAUGGUGGAGGUGCAAUUGCAGAAAUAGCAAAAAGAUCAUUAGGAUAUUAUGUAAAAAAGCAAUUAAUAGAAAAAAUAAAAAAGGGAAAAAAAGAAAAUCUAGAUGAAAAUGACAUUAUAUCAAGUUUAGAGGAAGCAUAUUUAAAUUUAGAUAGUGAUAUUUUAAAGAAUGUAAAAGAAUUUUUUGUUAAGGGUUAUAUAAAAUAUUCAAGAAUAGGUGCUUGUUGUUUAAGUGUGCUAAUAGAUAAGAACAAUUAUUAUAUAAGUAAUGUAGGUGAUUCCAAAGGGUUAUUAGUUAGAAAAGAUGAUUAUAUUCCUUUAAAUAAUAUUCACAAUGCUAAUCAAGUAAGUGAAAGAAAAAAGUUACUUGAAGAUCAUCCAAAUGAAAAUGAUAUAGUAUUAUGUAAAAAAAUAAAGAAGAAAGAAGAAGAAAAUUUUCAAAUGUUAAGCAUAUCAGAUAAAAUUAAUAAACUUUUAUUAGAUAAUUAUGAUUACUGUUAUGUUAAAGGAAGAUUACAACCAACCAGAAAUUUAGGUGAUUUCUAUUUAAAACAUAAAUAUUUUGCUUAUGAUUACAUUCACAAGAGAUUCAUUGUUAAUAAGCCUCAUUCUUUUCCAUAUAUUACUGCAAAGCCGGAAAUACAAAAAAUAAAGAAAAGUGAUUCUGAUGAAUUUAUUAUUUUGAUGACGGAUGGAGUUGGAGAUUUUUUAAAAGAAAAAGAAAUAGUUAAUAUAGUUAGACAAAAUAAAACAUCUCUUGAAAAAGCUUCAAAAGCAAUUGUUCAAAAUGUUUUAAAAAGAGCAGCAAAUGCUGCUAAUUUAUCAAUGGAACAAUUUUUAAAUAUUCUUCCGAAAUAUAAAAGAAGACUUUAUGAUGAUAUGUCUAUAGUUAUUAUUAAAUUAAACGAAGAUUAG